Messenger RNA from Capra hircus (goat), 622 nucleotides. RefSeq names its product thymosin beta 15B (gene TMSB15B). Gene Ontology annotation, cellular component: cytoplasm. The record is from RefSeq and is a predicted model, not a curated record. The coding region runs from base 104 to 241 and encodes 45 amino acids. Lineage: Eukaryota; Metazoa; Chordata; Mammalia; Artiodactyla; Bovidae. The transcript has 3 exons. Gene Ontology annotation, molecular function: actin monomer binding. Gene Ontology annotation, biological process: regulation of cell migration; actin filament organization.
AGGGGUUCCACGCAGGAAGGCUAACCUCGUCCAGAGUGCUAAGCGGUGUCAGUGCAGCCGUCUACCUCUCUCUGGUCUUCAAGCCUUCUGUCUUUUCAUCAAGAUGAGUGAUAAGCCAGACUUGUCUGAAGUGGAGAAGUUUGAUAAGUCCAAACUGAAGAAAACUAAUACUAAAGAAAAAAACACUCUUCCCUCAAAGGAAACUAUCCAGCAGGAGAAAGAGUGUGCUCAAACUUCAUAAAAUGGAGACCUCCUUGCAAGAGCAAAUUUCAGCAUCGCUUGAGUGUCUUGCUUUUGGCAAAACUUUGUAGAGAUUUUAGGUAUCUUCUAUUGUCUUCUCACCCAUAACCCUUGGCUAAGAGGUCAGGGAUAACCAAUGUCCCUCAUCUUAAAACUUCUAUUGGUGCAUAAAUUCCAGCAGGGAGAUGCUGUCAAUAAUCUCACAACUGAUGAUCUUUGUGUGUGUAGUCUUUGCUUCCCCAUAGGAUAAGCUGCUUUUCACUUUCUACAAUGAUUCCCUCUAUUGCUUUAUUAUCCUUAAGUUGCAUGGCUUUGCAUCUUCUCACAAUUUAUUUUCAUUUCUAAUGAAGCAGUAAAAUAAUAAACAUAACCAAUAUGUUUA